Coccinella septempunctata (seven-spotted ladybird) is the source of this 978-nucleotide messenger RNA. RefSeq lists its product as uncharacterized. Lineage: Eukaryota; Metazoa; Arthropoda; Insecta; Coleoptera; Coccinellidae. The record is from RefSeq and is a predicted model, not a curated record. The coding region runs from base 148 to 978 and encodes 276 amino acids. The transcript has a single exon.
GAUCAACGGGUAUUUUUGCAGAGCCAUAUAGAGCAGAAGCAGAAAAAUCGCACGACUCGAAAUAUUGAGAAUUCUCGAAAAAAAUACACAUGCGUUUAUACUUUAACCGUUGAUGAGACAAAACGUGUAGUUUGUAGAGAAUUCUUCAUGGCUACUUUGAACGUGACAGAUGCAUUCAUGCGAUCUGCUUUGAAAAAGCGUUCCUCCAUAGGAAUACAAGAGAAAGAUAAACGCGGAAAACACACCCCAGCGAAUAAAUUAACUGACAAUAUGGAUGCAUUAAUACGCGAACAUAUUUUAUCUUUUCCGUCAGUGGAGUCACAUUAUUGUAGGGCUUCAAGCACAAAAAAAUACCUUGACUCAUGUCUUAAUGUGUCGAUUAUGUAUAGGAUGUACAAAGAUAUGUGCAGUACUAAGAAAUUAAAGCCGGUUUCUUCAGAAAAAUACCGACAAAUAUUCAAUGAAUACAAUUUAGGUUUUUUCAAACCCAAAAAAGAUCAGUGUAAAAAAUGUCUUGCCCGGAACCAGAUGACUGAGAAUGAGAAGAAUGCUAAUCAAGAUGAAUUCAACAAGCAUUUGGAAAGAAAAAAUGCAGCCAGAAAAGCACGCGAUGAAGAUAAAAUGGUAGCAAAAGGUGAUUCCAAAAUAUUAGCCUUCAACUUUGAUCUACAAGCUGUAUUGACUACGCCAAAAGGAUCAGCAGGUCAAAUUUUCUAUCUGAGGAAGCUAGCUGUCUAUAACUUAACGGUCUACAAUUUGGGUAAUCAGAAUGUAAAGUGUUAUCUUUGGGAUGAGACGCAAGGAAAAAGGGGAGCAAACGAAAUCUCAUCGUGCAUGAACGAUUUCGUUAUGUCCCAUACUGAGAUCACGCAUGUGCGUAUGAUGUCUGACGGAUGCGGUGGGCAGCAGAAAAAUUCUUUUUUUUUCUGCUACGUUAAUGCAGCUUCUAGAGAACCAUCCUUCCCUACAGAUAAUUGA